ACUAUACCCACAACAGAGGUUGGCAACAACAGAUAGUUAGCUGUGAUACAUGAUAUAAUUUGUUUGGACUUUGCUCACACUUUGACAUUGUUUGUUUUUAGGUUACGAAAGAGGGCUUACAGUUCACCAGUCAGUAACUACAUCAAACUCACCCUACAUCAAACCGACAGCGAGGGCCUUGCAACAAAGACUGAAGACAAAGAGCAAUGUGGUUUUUCAUAAUAAGCAGCCUGUUGUUUUUGGCAGGAAUAUAUUUCUUUUUGGCAGCCGAUCCACCGCCAGUGAAGGGGGUUUACAGACAGAAGGGGAAAUGGUUUCCUCUCAAAUUUUUUCUAUUUAGAAUUUUAUUUUGGCUAAGACAACGUAAAAGCAACAAUUUGAAAAAGAUCAGUGGAGAAGAUGCUGGGUAUGGUAUGAAAUCUCGAGUUUCACAAGAGGAAAUGGACAAGGUUCAGACACUCUCACCAAAUCAUCCACAGGCUGUAGAUGCUGUGUAUUUUAAUGGAGGAAAUAAAGAUGGUAUUUACGUGGUGGCAGCUACAGCUAGAAGACAUAAAAAUUUGACACAAACAAUACUCAUACUACUGAUUCCAGAAAUUGGUUUGUUAGAAAUGCCUACUCAGCCUGACACUAACUUAUCUGGUGAAGAAGGAAAAUAUUCAGCUGGUGGACUUGUGAUAGAACCAGUAGAAGUUAUGAAAAAUUGGAAAAUAUCUUUUAAAGGAAAACUGAAAUUGUCGGAGAAAGGGAAGACACUCUUUGUAUCUUUUGAUCUGGAAUGGACAGCCAUUUCAAAAUAUUUUGAUUUUGAUACUGAUUUAGAUCCCAGUGUCAUGGCAGAUGCUAUAGCCAGAGAAGACUGGUCCAGAGAAUAUUUUCAGACACUUCAAAAAGCACAUCAGACACACUAUGAACAGUUUGGUGAAAUAACAGGCUCCAUUAAUAUAGAUGGUUAUAAUACCAUUGAUAUAAGAGUACAAGGUGUUAGGGAUCAUUCUUAUGGUAAUAUUAGAGAGUGGAAAAACUUACAUAGAUAUGGUAUACAAUAUAUGUAUUUUGAAGAUGGAUCAUGUGUAUGCGUCGGAUGUAUAUGUAUGCCUAUUACCAUGUCAAGGUUGACAAUUGGUUAUAUUUUCCACCAAGAUGGAACUAUGGAACCAGUUUCUAACACUGAUUUUGAAUUUUAUAAUUUUGGUGAUGAUGGUCACCCACCUAAAGAAAUGUCUUUAAAUUUUCAAGCAGGAGGAAAACAAUACCAUCUGCAAAUAAAUGUUUUACAUUGUCCAAUAUUUUAUAUGGGUGAAGACUGGGAUGUUAAGAUACACGAGAGAUUCUGUAGAUAUAAUUUAAAUGGUAUUAAUGGUUGGGGUAUCAGUGAAUGGGAAUACAGGAAUAUUGCAGGGCGAUCAGACAAAAUUGUGACAGUACACUAAUAAUUUAUAUAACGCUACACUCACUAUAUGUGAACUGUUUCAGUUGAUUUGUAGGACUGUUAUAAUUUGAUACAAUGGAACAAUACUUAGAUAUUGUAGGGUGCCCCAUGCAGCCCACAUUUUCCCUACUGAAAGUUGAACUCAACACAGCGAAUGUGCACACUUCAGUGGUUUGUUUCUAAGUGAUUUCUGGCUAAUCACGCGCUGUGAUAACACUCAGCACAAGAGUCUAUGAGUCUAUAAAUAGCCAUCGCACAUGAAAUUCUCUACACAUCUAUCAACUAUUUGAACUGUAAAGAAUCUAUUGUUGAAGAUUCUGAAUAGCAGUAAUAUUUAGCUUUUUGGUUAUUACAGCAGCUUUAGAAAUUACAUUUGUUCUAUUUUUUAAAUUGCUUUGUCAUUUACUACACCGUUAGGAGCGGAAUCUUUUGGUUUAGUACAGAUAAUAUCUCUGAAACACUCAGGUUAGGCAAAAACAUGAUACUAGCAGUAGUUUGAUUUUACUUUUACAAGAUUCUUAAAACAAUUGUUGAGUUGCCAGCUUUCUGUUAUGUUUUGUAAAAAAGUAGUCUUGCUUAUCUCUACAUAUUUUGUAAAAAUUAUUAUCUUUUUUCUACCAGUACAAGUAUAUUUGUAUGUAAUAAUUAAGUGGGGGUCAAAGGAUUACUAAACAUUGUUUACCAGUGUGAUAAUUGUAAAUUUUGAUAUAAAUCAUCCUCAGUAUACCUAGUAUGGUAUCGUUCCGUUCUACUCCUUUAACCCAUGGGUCCAUUCACUGGGGAGACACAUAGUCAAAUUAUCUUCCCUUAAUAAUUGUGCUAUUUUUAUCGACCAAUCAAAAAGCGAGUGGGCGAAGGGCGGUAACUCGCAUUUUGUUGAAACUCAGAUCACUGAAUCAGUGUUGUAAACUUUGUCAAUAGGACAUGUUUAUGUGUGCAUGUCACCUCUUUGAUAUUAAAUUUCUUGCAAAGUUUCUCAUAAUCGAAUGUACAAGUUGCGGUAUUGUGGUGAACAUAAACAAUGAUGCUAUGAUUGGUUUGUAGAAAUAACCUAUGUGGCCAAUAAACAAUCGAGGGCAGAUAAUUUAAAUUCAUGAAUACCCUGUGAAUGGACCGAGGGGUUUGUGGAGUGAACUUUGAAUACGGAAGAUGGAUAUAAAUAUGACUGAGAAAUAAAGGUGAUUCUUCAGUAAAAAUAUAUAAUUAUGAAUUAUUACAAAUGAACUGGCCUCCAGUUUAUAGAAAUACUAAUUACCUCAUGAUAAGGUACUUAUUUGAUUUGGUUUAUGUCCUUUUUUUAUAAACUUGACCCAGGGAGCAGUAAUUAGGUUUUCGACUGAAUUUUCCAUAGUGACAGACAUCUCGUGCAUAUGAGUCCCUUAUUAACAUAUGUGACCCGUGCUAGCUAAAUGAGUCAGAAUGAGCUACAGACAAAACAAGUGAAAAUAAUGAGUUUGAAUGAAAUUGAGAUUUUCACAAAAAUGGGUCUAUUAAUAUACAUGUACUAUCUAUCAACCUUAAAGAUCAAAAUAACAAUAAAUCAUUAACACCUUUAUUUGGACGUUUUUUCUUAAAUUAGUUAUUUUUCUUCACUUGCUGUGGGACGAUUAGAUAAUCCCCUUGCGUAAUACUUGGCAUUGUUGUGAAAGCUUUAUAUCUCUAGUUUAUAAAUAUUAUUAUGACCUAUUGAAAAUAUUUUUCCUGAAAUCAGACACGACAACAGUUUGUAUUCAUCUUAUAAUAAUAUAAAACAGUAAAAUCCAAUGAAUAAAAAAUAGAAUUGAAAGCAUUUAAUGCACUACAAAAAAUUAUCUAAAAUGUAAUAAUUAGAGAUUCAUGGUAUAUGGACAGAAUGGCAUUUAUAAUGCACUUAAAGUGGUAAAAUAUAUAUAAUUUUCAUAAAUACAGUAAUUCUUUGAUAUAAAUUAAAACAAAUUAUAAAUAAUAAUACAUGUAUUAAUUUAUAAUAUUCUUAGCUAAAGACUGGUACAUGUUGACUGUAAAAUGGAACUAAUAACAACUCAACUCUAACUUUUAAUUUACAAAACUUCCUAUGACUUUUAAGUUUUAACUGGUUUUUUGGACAUAACCAAUUUCAAGCCUAAUCAUAAAUGUACCAAUUGGCAAUUUUGCACUUGCAACAAAUACUUUUUAUUCCGUUUUAACACAACAAUAUUGAAAUGAUAUCUUACUAAGUAAUUAAUGUAUAUUGGGCCGAGUUGUAAGUCUACAUAUGCAAGCCUUAAAAAAAAACAACAUAAAAAGUAUGCGUAGAAAAAUAUAAAAAAUAGAUUCACAUUUAAUUUGGAUAUAAAAAAUAAAAACAAGUACAAUUGUGUAGGGAUUUUAGCAAUAAAAUUGUUGACUCUCUUUUACAAAUAAGAUUUUAUACUCUCUAAAAAAAUAUUAUAUAUGUAUCCUAUAAUUUUCUAAAAGGAAUAAUGUAAGAAACAAAAUAUAUAUUCCUAUACCGGAACUAAUUUUAAUAGUGAAAUAGCCUUUUCUUUUCCUCAUCUUCUUUCAACCAUUUUCUUAAGACAAGAACAACUUGAUCUUCUUGUUUCCAUCGUCCCAUAAUCUAAAAUUAUAAGAUAUAAAUAUAGGGUAAAAACAAUUAGUAACACUUACAUGUUACAUGUCCACGUCUAUUAAAUGUACAUGUCCAUCAUUUUCUUUUGUUCUUUAUGUACAUAUAUAAAUAUUUAACUAAUCUGUUCACUCUUUCGUUAAUCACCCUGUAAAUAUUUUAUCUGUAUAUAUAACAUGUAAUUGUCUGUGAUAUCAGUUUAUGUAGUUUAUAGUUGACCCUAUGUAACAUUAAUUAUUUGUGAACUUACAUGAUCCCAAACAUCAGGUGCUCUAGUACUUGAAGAUGGAGUAGAAACAGGACGAGUGACUUGCUCAUCUCCUAGAGAAUAUUUAAAUUUGAAUUAAUAAACAGCAAAAAUGUUCAUUUCUACUAUCCAGUGAUAUAUUCAUGCAAAAAUGCCUACAAAAUACGCAAUUAGCCUAGAACAAAAUGAAAUGAAAUAGGGUAUAACUAAUGAAGUCUAGAACCAUUUACAGACACGUAAUUUCUUUAAUGUAACCCAAUUUUCAUAUAAUUUCUCUGAAAGUUUAAAUAAAGUCUGCUGAAGGAUAACCGUAUGUCUAUCAUGAAGUUAUACUUUUAAGUUAUUAUCAAGUCACUUCUACAAUAAUGCAAUUCCUCAAAAGAGUUAGUCUACAUAAGCCUGUAAACGGCUCAAUAUUGUUUAUUGGAAAUUUCAAAAAGGUAAAUAGCUUUUUUAUUAUUCCCUUUAAAGUUUCUGAUUUGUAUACUGUAGUCCAAUUUUAUCAACAGAUACCAAAUGAAAUUGGGGACUGCUCCUUUAUUUUGAGAUUUAUAAAUCACUAAUAACAUAGCAUAAAUUAUACCUCUUGUAACUUCUUGUAACGUUAGUCUGACUUCAUCUCUCAACUUUCCUUUAGUAUACUGAGCCAUUGCCAUUAGUACACUAGAUCCACCAUGACGAUUAAAUAAUUGUUUUAAUCGAAAAUCACUGCUAAUCAACAUCUUAGUCAAUAUCAAACCUAAAAUAUAUGUAAUAAUUUUAUUUCAAAAUUAAGAUUUCAAGAUGUCCAUAUUUUUCCACAUGUAGGCUACCUCUUUAAAAAUAAAUGAAAGAUCACAAAGUAUUAGUAUUUGGCACUAACAACGUAAUUUAUAUACCAUUAACAUUACAAAUAUUUCUCUGAAUCAUUGUUGCAGAGAAGUAGGACGUUUAACCCUACAACCUUCAUUAAUUCCAAAUCACUGUCUGAGUGCAAUAAUGACCAAUUGUAUUUAACCUUAUUCUCUUGUAUUCUCUCUACAGAGGAGGCAUUUGAAUUUUUGAACCUCAUCUAUGGAUUAAAAUUGUCAUUAUUUGUGUAAUUUUCAUAAAAAUAUAAUUUGUA
Patella vulgata (common limpet) is the source of this 5371-nucleotide messenger RNA. RefSeq lists its product as uncharacterized. The record is from RefSeq and is a predicted model, not a curated record. The transcript has 9 exons. NCBI's taxonomy places the organism in Eukaryota, Metazoa, Mollusca, Gastropoda, Patellidae. The coding region runs from base 207 to 1433 and encodes 408 amino acids.